Molecule: messenger RNA, 2313 nt
Organism: Hibiscus syriacus
Lineage: Eukaryota; Viridiplantae; Streptophyta; Magnoliopsida; Malvales; Malvaceae
Product: phosphatidylinositol 4-phosphate 5-kinase 4-like
Exons: 8
Coding region: 1-2313 (770 amino acids)
Biological process (GO): phosphatidylinositol metabolic process
Molecular function (GO): 1-phosphatidylinositol-4-phosphate 5-kinase activity; ATP binding
Source: RefSeq, a predicted model, not a curated record
AUGAACAAAGAAAAAGACAAAGAGCAAAGCGGUGUUCUAAAGGCAUGGGAGGCCACCGUGCGCAAAACGCACGCCGCGAAAAAGCGUGCAAACAGUAUUUUUGGGACGAUAACGAUGGCCACUGCGGCGGAGGAUGAUCUUGAAAAUCAUCACGAUAAAGACAAUGUAUCCGGGGAGCCGUACUUGGUAGAGAAAAUUCUACCCAACGGGGAUUAUUAUACGGGGCAGUGGUACGAUAAUUUCCCCGAGGGACAAGGGAAGUAUCAAUGGACCGAUGGGUGCAUGUACUUGGGGGAGUGGCAUAAAGGCAAAACAACAGGGAAAGGACGGUUUAGUUGGCCGUCGGGUGCUACUUACGAAGGCGAGUUCAAAAGUGGAUACAUCAACGGAAUCGGUAUAUACACAGGACCUAGCAGGGAUACAUACAAGGGGCAAUGGGUGAUGAACUUCAAACAUGGUCAUGGCAUGAGGUUCUACCCCAAUGGGGAUUGGUAUGAUGGUGAAUGGUGCGAAGGUUUGCAAGAGGGGCUUGGGAAAUACCAAUGGCAAAGCGAAAACCAUUACAUAGGAGAGUGGAAGAAUGGGAUGAUUUGUGGCAAUGGCACUUUUGUAUGGGGCAAUGGGAACAAAUAUGAUGGCCAAUGGGACGAGGGUUGGCCUAAAGGAAAUGGGACUUUUUAUUGGCCUGAUGGGAGUUAUUAUGUGGGGAAUUGGAGCAAAGACCCUGAAGAACAUAGUGGGACAUAUUACCCUUCCGAGUCCUCCGAACCCGGAACCAUCGAUUGGGAUCCUCAGUCAGUGUAUACCGAGUUGGCCAAUUGUAAGAUCUGCCCGAGAGAAAACGUUUCGAUCAUGCCGUCGCAGAAAGUAUUGGCAUGGUAUACGGCGAAGACUGAUGAGAAUCCGAGGAGGUUGUCGAUCGAUGGGAGGGCGAGCCUAUGCAUGGAAAGGCCGGAUAAAAUGCACAUGUGGGAGAGUGAUGAUGAUAGUAAUGACUAUGUAGAGCCCAAGAGAGAAUUGGAGUCUGAGAUCUUAUGUAUUCAACAUCAACAUGAUGAUACAAACCCUAAGUUUAACGCCGAAUUGCCAUUGAAAGUGCCCAAAAUUGGAAAGAGACCAGGAGAAACUAUAUCUAAAGGGCACAAGAACUACGAACUUAUGCUCAAUCUACAAUUGGGAAUCAGGCAUUCUGUGGGAAGGCCUGCACCAGCAACAUCUCUUGAUCUAAAGGCUGCAGCUUUUGACCCAAAAGAAAAAAUUUGGACAAGAUUUCCUACAGAAGGCAGCAAGUACACUCCUCCGCACCAGUGUUGUGAAUUCAAAUGGAAGGACUACUGUCCAGUAGUUUUUAGGGCUAUGAGGAAGUUGUUCCAGGUGGAUCCUGCAGAUUACAUGAUAUCAAUAUGUGGGAAUGGUGCUCUUAGAGAACUAUCUUCCCCUGGUAAAAGUGGUAGCUUUUUUUACUUGACAGAAGAUGAUCGAUACAUGAUAAAGACGAUGAAGAAGUCGGAAGUGAAAGUGUUUAUAAGGAUGCUUUUUGCAUACUAUAACCAUGUUCGAAACUUCGAGAACACAUUGGUCAUUAAAUAUUAUGGCUUGCACUGCGUGAAGUUAACAGGGCCGAUUCAAAGAAAGGUACGAUUCAUAAUUAUGGGAAACCUUUUACGCUCAGAAUAUACAAUUCACAGACGCUUUGAUUUGAAAGGAUCUUCUCUCGGACGCAUAACAGAUAAGUCUGAGUCUGAGAUCGACAAUACUACCAUUCUUAAGGACCUUGAUUUGAAUUUCAUAUUCAAACUCCAAAAAUCUUGGUUUGACGAGUUUUGCUGGCAAAUAGAUAGGGAUUGUGAGUUUCUUGAACAGGAGAGAACCAUGGACUAUAGUCUCCUGGUAGGCAUUCACUUUAAAGAAAUAGGAGCUAAUGGAGAGUUAAUUCCAUGUGGAAGCCCAAGUUCAUCUGGAAAUAUUGAGAAUGAAUCAACUCCGCCACCGGAGACGGAGGAGCAGAUUCAAGACCCUAAGAGGUCGGGUGUGAUCAAGUUGGGUACGAACAUGCCGGCGAGAGUAGAAAGAACCAUAAGAAAACCCGAGAGCGUAUUCCAUUUGGUGGGGGAACAAACAGGGGAGUGUUACGAGGUGAUAAUGUACUUUGGCAUCAUCGACAUACUUCAAGAUUAUGACAUUACCAAGAGACUGGAGCAUGCAUAUAAGUCCUUCCAGUACGACCCCACUUCUAUAUCAGCCGUUGAUCCAAAGCAGUACUCCAAGCGAUUCCGUGACUUCAUAUUUAAAGUCUUUUGUGAAGAUACUUGA